This is a messenger RNA of Ipomoea nil (Japanese morning glory), 2816 nucleotides long. RefSeq names its product G-type lectin S-receptor-like serine/threonine-protein kinase LECRK3. Gene Ontology annotation, biological process: protein phosphorylation. The coding region runs from base 141 to 2645 and encodes 834 amino acids. The record is from RefSeq and is a predicted model, not a curated record. NCBI's taxonomy places the organism in Eukaryota, Viridiplantae, Streptophyta, Magnoliopsida, Solanales, Convolvulaceae. The transcript has a single exon. Gene Ontology annotation, molecular function: protein serine/threonine kinase activity; ATP binding.
AUUAUGGGACGUUUCUCAAUAACAAGAAGUCAGGAAACGUUAUUAUUACAUGCACAAUUAUAUAGAUGAUGCUUAUUUCCUAGCUUCUUCAUUGUCCUAGCUAGCUAGCUUUUUGCUUUCCUUAUUUGCUCCCUCUUGCAAUGGGGUACCCCCUCAAUCUUCUUCAUCUUCUCUUCUCUGGGCUUCUCCUCCUUCCAUUCCACACUUGUGCUAAAAACAAUAAUAAUAAUGCUACUAUAGGUGUUGGCAGCACCCUUACAGCAACUACUACAGCCACCACCAAACCAUGGGUCUCAUCACCUUCUGGCGAUUUUGCAUUUGGAUUCCGGCAGCUUCAAGCCACUGCAGAUGAGUUCUUGCUAUGCAUAUGGUAUGCCAAUCUACAUGAGCGUACCAUUGUUUGGCUGGCUAAUACUUCUACUGCUGCUCCGGCAGGAUCAACUGUGGGGCUUGAAGCUGAUUCUGGGCUGAUUCUCCGUGACCCUCAAGGCAACAAGCUAUGGAUGCCUGAUGGCUUAAGUGAAUUUAGUCAAGUUGAUCAUGGGUUUCUGAAUGAUACCGGAAACCUUGUCCUUGUGGGAAGGGAUUCUAGAGUGGUGUGGGAUACCUUUGCCCAUCCAACUGAUACUUUGUUGCCCACACAGGAGAUGGCCAUUGGCACCAUGCUCGCCUCUCGACGCUCCGAAGCCAAUUUCUCUCAAGGAAGAUUCUACCUUCAGAUGCAAGAUGAUGGGAAUUUGGUGCUUUUAACCAAAACCCUUCCCCAAAAUUCGUUUACUGAUAGAAAGUACUACAGCAGCCAGACUUCUGAUCCUGCAAACAAGACAAAUUCUGGGUUGAAACUGAUAUUUAGUUCAGAUGGUUCAUUACUUAUACUCAAAAGAAGCAACGCCACGAAAGAACUCUCCCCGCCCCGCUCCAGCUCCCCUGAUCUUUAUCUCAGACUCACUCUAGACUUUGAUGGAGUGCUCAGCCUGUAUCGCAUUCCAAAGAAUAAUAAUAAUUCUGCCGGGGGUAACCAAACCUGGACCUCUAUAUGGUCCCAACCGGACAAUAUUUGUUAUGCAAUGUAUUUUGGAAAUGAUAAUUUAGGCGGUGGAGCUUGUGGCUAUAACAGCGUGUGCUCGGUUGAUGCUAACAAGAGACCAUCCUGUGAGUGCCCUCCACAUUAUUCACUCCUUGAUCCAAGUGAUAAAUAUGGAAGUUGCAAGCCGGAUUUCGUUCCGCCUACCUGUGAUGAACCCCCAGCUGCAGGGAAGGAGAAGGUUUCAUAUGAUCUUAUUGAGGUACCUGAUACGGAUUGGCUGGCUAAUGACAUGGAAGGCAUUAAUCCUACUACUAAAGAAGAGUGCAAAAUGGCUUGUCUGAAUGAUUGUUUAUGCGAGGCUGCUGUGUUUGCAAAGAAUGGGUGCUGGAAGAAGAGGCUGCCAAUGUCUAAUGGCGUCAGAGACACCAGUAGAGAUCUAACAGGUUUCAUCAAAGUAAGGAAAGCAGAUUUUGUUCCUCCUUUGAAAGAGUUUCCAGCAGAGAAGAAGGAUCAAAGAGCUUUGAUCCUUGCAGGUUCAGUCCUCUUGGGUACCUCUGUGUUCAUCAAUUUUCUUCUCAUCACUGCAGCCUGUUUGGGGUUCUUCUUCAUUUACAAGCCCAAAAUCAAGAAACUUACACCUACAAACACCUCAUCAGUGCAAUCAAAUCUGUGUCACUUCUCCUAUAAGGAGCUUGUUGAAGCUACAAAUGGGUUCAAGGAAGAACUAGGCAGAGGUGCUUCUGCAAUUGUAUAUAAAGGGGAAAUAAUAAUGUUAGUGGAUUCCAGAAACAUUGUUGCAGUGAAGAAGUUAGAUCGAGUAGCUCAUGAUUCAGGAACGGAGUUCAUGUCCGAGGUAACUGCGAUUGGCCAAACGCACCACAAACAUUUGGUUCGGCUACUUGGCUACUGCAAUGAGGAACAACAUCAAAUCCUGGUUUAUGAGUACAUGAGCAAUGGCACUCUAGCAAGCUUCCUUUUUGGCGAUCUGACACCCAGUUGGAGCCAGAGAAUCAAGAUCGCCCUAGGCAUAGCUCGCGGCCUCACUUACCUACACGAAGAGUGUAGCACUCAAAUCAUUCAUUGUGAUAUCAAACCUCAGAAUAUACUUCUUGAUGAUUACUACAAUGCCCGAAUCUCAGAUUUCGGGUUGGCAAAACUUCUGAGAAUGAAUGAGAGUCGAACCCAAACUAACAUUCGGGGGACAAAAGGUUAUGUUGCUCCCGAAUGGUUCAGAAACAAUAAGGUUACUGCAAAAGUAGAUGUGUACAGUUUUGGUGUGUUGCUUAUGGAAAUCAUAACAUGCAGGAGAAAUGUGGAGGAUGUAGAAAGAUGGGGAGGAGAUAAAGCCAUUCUUACUGAUUGGGUCACAGAUUGCUUUCUGGAGAAGAGAUUGGGUUUAUUAGUUGAAAAUGAUGAGGAAGCCUUGAAUGAUAGGGAGAACCUGGAAAAAUUUGUAAUGAUCUCUAUUUGGUGCAUUCAAGAAGACUCUUCUCUGAGACCAACCAUGAGAAAGGUUAGUCAAAUGCUGGAAGGUGUUGUUCAAGUUCCUGUUCCCCCAAAUCCAAAUCCUUUUACUGUUUCUUGCCCGAAAUCCCUUGCCCUGGCCCCCACAUCCUAGCCCGACAAGAUUUGUGGAGGUUGUAAAUUAUGGUGACUCAGUGAUUUAUUAGAUAUGAGGAUCGUGUCUGGUGAUCACUAGUUAGUUCUGUUUCUUCAUUAGUAUAACUCUUCUAAUUAUAUUGUGUUGUAUCUUUUAUGUGACACUGCAUUUGGUCUUCUUGGUUAAUAA